UUUUUAGGGGUCUUGUUCUACACUCUCAAGGGGCUUGAAUUGGCUUUUUAAGAUUGGUGACUAGUCUCUGUUAGUUGCUUCUAUCUGACUCGCAGAGAGAUAUAGAGCUCAGAAGUGAAAGAUAUACAUUCAUUCUUCUUAAUAGUUUCUAUCUCUUCUUCUUAAUAGUUUUUUGAGUUGGGUCUCUAUCAGUUGCGGGUAGAGGUGGCAGUAGAGAGAGAGAUAGAAGCUUUGCUUCCUGUUCUUGAGCCAAUUUUGCGCCACAAUUUCUCUCCGGCCCCAAAUCUUUCCCACCAAUCUAGCUUAUCCCGAUAAUGAGAGUGAGAGAUAAGGAGAGCUUAAGGCAUUGAUGAGAAGCUUUGUGUUUUUUAAUACCUGAUAUUUGGUGGCGUUUAGGGUUUUGCUUCUCUUAUUUAACCCUACCUGUCCUCCAUUUUUCCAUUCGUCAACUUUUUCCUUUCUUGGCUCAUCCUCGGGAUCGAUACCCGACAGCUCGCGCGACAUCCUUGGCCAAAGCUUUUUUGGGGACCAGAAAACCAAGUGCGGGCGGGGGUUCAAUUCCCGAGGGAGGGAAUAGUUUAUCAGAAGCCACAAGCAUAAACAAAGAACGAGUGAGGUAGACGAGUUUGAUUCAUAACACCAUUCAGUAUCUUUGACGAAGAAGGAUUUAGUUUCCUGUUGCAGGAAGACUGAAACGCGGCCCAGAUCGAACUGUACUGGUGUUAAGAAGGACUGAACAGCGAGAAGCUGGAUAACAUGAACACAUUCUCACACGUUCCCCCCGGUUUCCGGUUCCAUCCGACUGAUGAAGAACUCGUUGAUUACUACCUUAGGAAGAAGGUUACUGCAAGAAGGAUUGACCUUGAUGUUAUCAAAGAUGUCGACCUCUAUAAAAUUGAGCCUUGGGAUCUCCAAGAAUUAUGCAGGAUAGGGACUGAGGAGCAAAGUGACUGGUACUUUUUCAGCCAUAAAGACAAGAAAUAUCCAACUGGAACUCGAACAAAUAGAGCAACUGCAGCUGGGUUCUGGAAAGCCACCGGAAGGGACAAGGCCAUUUAUGCAAAGCAUGACUUAAUUGGGAUGAGGAAGACCUUGGUGUUUUACAAAGGUCGAGCCCCAAAUGGACAAAAGUCGGAUUGGAUUAUGCAUGAAUACCGCCUUGAAACUGAUGAAAAUGGAGCUCCCCAGGAAGAAGGAUGGGUUGUGUGUAGGGUUUUCAAGAAGAAACUCCCAAGCAUGCGAAGGAUGAGUGAACACGAAUCCCCUUGUUGGUACGAUGAGCAUGUCUCCUUCAUGCCAGACUUGGAUUCACCAAACCACAACAACUCCAACAGCUCCAUCAAUAAUCAGAUGGCAUACCAUGGUCACUUUCCUAACUAUCCUUGCAAGAAAGAGCUAGAUCACUUGCCAUUUCAGCACCAUGUUCCGAACGAGCACUUCUUCCAGCUCCCGCUUCUAGACAGCCCGAAACUACUACUUCAAUCUUCAGCCAAUGCUGCUGUGAGUUCAAACUCUAUGACAGCGGCUGCAUAUAGCAUUGACAUUAACCAGAACUUUCAUGCAGUGUAUGGUAAUAACAGCAAUGAGCUGCAGGCUGUAGAUGAUGAUCAACUAACCGAUUGGCGAGUGCUUGACAAGUUUGUAGCUUCACAACUCAGCCAGGAUGAUGUUUCAAAGGGAAAUGGCUAUUCAUGAUACUCGGGACAAAGCAAGAUAUUAACUAAUGCGUGCAGCUGGAAAUGCCUCAAUUGACAACCUUUAGUUGUCAACUUGAAAUGUGGAAGUGAUGACACCUUGAAAUCAUUGUUUAGUGUAUACUCUGAUCAUAGGAUUUUAAGUCCAUAAGGGAAAGUGGAGGUUAUUGAUUAUGAUCUCUCAAAGUUCCUGUACAUUAAUAAUCUAAAACAAUAUAACCUAAGUUCUGAUGAACUUCUGUCUAAGUAGUAAGUUAAGUCCACCAUUGUUACACUUGUAAUAUGGGUAUAUAUAAUAUAUAUAUUAUAUAGUUA
Molecule: messenger RNA, 2009 nt
Organism: Rosa rugosa (rugosa rose)
Lineage: Eukaryota; Viridiplantae; Streptophyta; Magnoliopsida; Rosales; Rosaceae
Product: NAC domain-containing protein 7-like
Exons: 5
Coding region: 757-1695 (312 amino acids)
Biological process (GO): regulation of DNA-templated transcription
Molecular function (GO): DNA binding
Source: RefSeq, a predicted model, not a curated record